Molecule: messenger RNA, 8309 nt
Organism: Seriola aureovittata
Lineage: Eukaryota; Metazoa; Chordata; Actinopteri; Carangiformes; Carangidae
Gene: cdk12
Product: cyclin-dependent kinase 12
Exons: 14
Coding region: 2849-6943 (1364 amino acids)
Biological process (GO): transcription elongation by RNA polymerase II; protein phosphorylation; positive regulation of transcription elongation by RNA polymerase II
Cellular component (GO): nucleus; cyclin/CDK positive transcription elongation factor complex
Molecular function (GO): ATP binding; cyclin-dependent protein serine/threonine kinase activity; RNA polymerase II CTD heptapeptide repeat kinase activity
Source: RefSeq, a predicted model, not a curated record
UCAUAAGCUUAGUGUACAGAAACAACCAUAGAGACGGAGGGCUUUGUGUUUUAUAGCACAUUUUUAAUAUUAAUAUGUAUUAACUAUAUUCUAUCAUAUUUAUUCUCCUCAAGCAACUUUGUUUUUACUGUAGGAAACGCCACUUCCUGGUUCCUCGUUGGCCACGCCACAGUUAGACAGCAGAUCCAAUCAGCAUCCAGAGUGCCCGCUCGUCAUGCUGUGUCGUCACACCGGGAACACACACGAAUGACAACAGUUCAUAGCGCCUGGAAUGCCACAUUAAAAUGUGUCAGAGGAGACUUUUGUUUUACUUUAAAUGUGUUCCCCCAAGUUUCUUGCCUCACCUGUGAAAAAAAUCUGAGGAACUGCAUUGCUGAUGUUAUCUAUCUAUCUAUCUAUCUAUCUAUCUAUCUAUCUAUCUAUCUAUCUAUCUAUCUAUCUAUCUAUCUAUCUAUCUAUCUAUCUAUCUAUCUAUCUCAUUCAUAAUUUGUCAAACUUUGAAUGUACAUAAUCCUGCAUAAGUGAACGUCAGACAUCCAAGAGAAGUAACAAUGAACAAACACAUUGGGAUUUUAUUUUCAUCUAUUUAUGAGGUUCACCUGACAUAUCAUACGCAUAUUAUUGUAAUCCACCCAACACCCUUUUUAUUUAUUAGCUUUUCCCAGAGUUAUUAGAAUGAGUAUCCCAUUAUCCAGAAGUGUAAUGUAGCAUAGAGCCCAAGUGAUACUACAGAUGUGAGAACAGAUGUGGUAACUUGAGUUACAUAUGACCUGAACUGAAGUUUGACUCCAGUUACCAUUGUAUUACCAUGAGAUUUUGUUCUCAUUUUUUGAAGAACUCCAUGAGCUCUACAGAUGAGGCAGAGGGCCUUUGUGCACCGCAGAAGUCCAGAGAUUGGGUUUGAAACUGAGUAAAAGAAGCUCUCCUGUCUGCGUUUGUGAAUUUUCUUCUUAAAUUGAUUAGAAACUGAGUUUUGAACAUCAAUCAAAGCUUUUGAUACUUACAUAUGCUGUUGGCUGGCCGACAAGUACCUUGAAAAACUGUGUGCAAGUGAAGAAUUAGAGCUGUCUUAAAGGUAAAGGUUGGUCAUGCCAAAUAUUGAUUUGAUAUUUGUUUCUGUUUACUGCACUUUGUAUUAAGUUAAGUACACAAAUAGAUUGAUAAAAACUUGCCUAUUAAUGGUAUUAUUUUUGAAAGCAUCCUCGCUUUAAUAUCAGCUAAAACUUUUGCACAGUACUGUAUAUAUAUUUUAGAUGUAAUAUGCCAGUGUUUUUUUUAUAUUGAUGCUAAGUCUGUUUCAAAUGUUUCUAUCAGGUCUAACACUCGGCUUGUGUCUCAAAUCUAAUAGAUUUUUUUUGUUAAAUAAUAAGCAGUCAUUUAUGCAAUAUCAAGAUGGAUGAACCUGCUGUGGGUUUCUAUUUGCAGCACAUAUUAACCCUACACUCUCUGUGCAAUGUAUAUAGUUUUCUAUGCUUUAUGUGCAAGAAUAUUACCUAGCCCCAGAUUUGGUGUGGAGUAAAUUGAUUAAACACACUAUUGUACAACAUAUAAUGACAUAAGGAAGGUUAUAAAACUAAACAAACUGAUAUAGGGGGGGCUUAAACUUAUGUUGUAAGGUGUAAAGGCCCUUAAGUCAGUUGAGAUUGUGAUUUAGUGUUAAAUAUUCCUAAACAUAUUCUCAAUUAAAUUAGCUCAAAUCAGCUGACACCCAGUAAACUUGGAGCUUUUGAGGGCCCUGUAGUUCUGGGACCUUCAGAUAGUUGCCUGCUUUGCCUGUUUGUAAUCCAGCCUUGCCUGCAGUGGCAAAUAUCGUCUCCUUUAUUGCUGCUCAAAAAUUAAAACCCACCUUUCAUUUCCUGUGAGCCCAAUGCUGUGUGUUUUAAUUCAAUCAAAUGUGUCAUCCGCUAUUACUUGACAUGUUAAACAAAUGUUUUACUUGUUCAUGUUGGUGCAUCUUUCUCAGCAUUUUGCGUCGCUGUCGCGCCACCACGAAUACAGUAGGCGGGCUCUUUGUCGCGAUAGGUCGUUGCUAUGAUACGCCCAAGACUGACAGCGCUCCCGCUUCCGGUUCAUUCCGCCGUGCGCAGAAGUUGCUAGUCACAGGAGCCACAAUGGCGUUUGUAGUCUCCUUCAGAUAGGGCUGUGGAUGAUAUUAAAUCCACUAGCAUCGCCCUAAAUAUAGGCCAGGUUGAUUCCCAGAGCCAUUGAUAAUAAACUGGAACAUCUACUGCACACGAAAAUAUUAUGAUUUCUAAUCAAUAUUGAAUUUAUAGGGGAUAAAACUUACAUUAAAGGGAACAUGUAAACAGUACCAACCGGGUCAAGUUUUCAUUUUGUUCGAGCGUCUUUUAAUGAAGGCACUUGCUUGUUUCUGAAUGCAAAGACCGUAAUUCUAUGGAAUAAAAACACCUUUACUUAACUUGGCACCGGACAAGGACAGCUUUCACAAAGGGACUUUUUUCUUUUUUACGAGUCAGCUCGCUAGCUGCCGAGCAUUAGCUAGCGGUGCUAGCUAAAUUGAGACGGAGACGACACCACAAUGCUCCGAUGUUUGGUUGGGAUCCUUUUCAUUCACUGACCAAUUCAAAGUACAAACUUUACAGCACUGGAAAACAACGGUGGCAUUUUUCUGCUUUGACGAACUAUGCUGGCGAUCUCAAUGGAAUGAACUGGCGUUGAGGACUGGACGUGAGCGGCCUGGUGUGUUUAUUUUGUGUAUUUUCUUGCUCUGUUUCUGCUUAGUAACACAUUAGUUUUGGCAUUUGGAGUAGCUGCUGUUCUCUUGUGAAUGAAUUGCCUGGACUAUCGAGGCCCAGUCGCAGGAGAGGUACCGACGCCGGCGUGAGGGAUGCCUGGGUCGGACCGACACCAUGGGACCAAGAGGAAGCCGGAAUCUAGCAUCAGCGGUGUGGCACACCAGACCCAGGCCCCGACUCAUACCUCUGCGGGAGACAUGACGAGCAAAGACGGCAAAGUGCAGUUAAAAUCUUCAAUGUCCUCUUCCUCUUCAAAACGCAAACGACAUAAAUCAACCAAACAUAAUCGGGGAUCCUUGGCGGCACCGGGACCCGAAGAUUUUACCCUCGGCGAUACGGCGCCUCCUGGUGUCAACACGGUGAAGCCUCUGGUUGAGUACGAUGAUAUCAGCUCCGACUCGGACACUUUCUCGGACCCACCGUCCUCCAGGCCUUCUGAGCGGGGGAUCGGGGACCGACUGGAGCCCUCACCAGACUACGAUAGGGACGAUAUCGGAAGAGAAGGUGGCGGUAGAGAGAACAGGGGGCACAGACACUCCCGGAAAAAGUCCAAGGACCCUAAUAAAAUUACAGAAUCUGGGAAUGGGGAACGUGGGUACAAGAAAAAGAGCAGCAAAGACCGUGAGAAAGGGAGUUCCGGAAAGAGCAAGGAGAAGGCUGCCUCAUCAGGCUCUUCAUCCAAACGCCAGGUCCAGCCAGAAGGUGACUCUAAACGCGGGGAGCUGAUGCUCUCUUCCCAGGUACAGCCUGCAACCAGUGUAGGUAGCACUACUUCCUCCACAUCCUCAUCUCGCAGCAAGGAGAGCAGCCGCUCAGGGAAGUCUCGCAAAGACCGGCAGCAGCGGAGAGAAGGCCGAGGGGAGGGCAGCCGGACCUCCUCCCAGAGGAGCCGGGCAGACAGGAGCCAUCGCAAAUCCUCCAAGAGCCACAAGUCGAGCCCUAAGGGCAAGUCUUCAAGUAGGGGUAGCCCUCGCAGGAAGGGCACCACCUCUGCUCUUUCGCCCAGUCCAAGAAGAGGGGCUGGCAGUGAGAGUCCACCGGGCAGUGGGUAUGGGCAGCAGGGAGAUGACAGCUACUCCAGGAGGAGGGUAGCUCAGCAAAGCCCCAGCCCUUAUGGGGAUAUGUCUCGCCGCAGCAGACAAAGAUCAGACAGCCCCUAUGGCAGCAGGCACCGGUCUUCCAGCUACGAGAGGGACAGCAGCCCCUAUUCAAGGAGACGCUCCAUGAGUCCUUAUGGUACCCGCAGGUCCUCCAGCACCAGCCCCAUGUCUCGACGCUCAGGCCGCUCCAGGAGUCGCUCCCCUCUGCACUACUCUUCUUCCCGUCGCUCCUCCUCUCGUUCCCGUAAUAAGAGGCACACGACCUCUAGUGGAGCAGGGGCCAGUUCCCACAGCAGCCGGCCAGCUAGCCGCUCCCCUCCCUCCUCCCGCCUGCCGCUUAACUCCAGCCUAGGAGCAGAGCUGAGCCGUAGGAAGAAGGAACGCCAAGCUGCUGAGGCAGCUGCUCGUGCCAGUGGUGGUGCUUCCCCUCCUCCGUCAGCACGUAAAUCUGCAGGCUCCUCCUCCUCACGGCCCACUAAAGCUGAGGCUCCACAGCCAGAAAGAGACUCGACGACAGCAGCAGAACCCCAGCCGCCGCCGCCACCACCCGCACAGCUACCCCAGGACCUUCCCAUUGGUGAAGAUCAAGUUACUGCGCCUUUUCACUCUUCUUCCGCCUCCUCUCCUGCACCUCCUCCCCCUCAGCCCUCUCCUCCUGUGCCACCUGGAUCAGCCACCCAGAUUCCACCACCACCACCUCAGGCAGAAACAAAUAUUCAGCCUCCAACACCCUUAACCAUAUCCCAGGCCAAAUCUCCAGCAAUCGGUCCCACACGAAGCCCCAUCCGCCAGACCCCACUUCACAAGACGUCAACUCUGCCCCCCCUGCCUUUGCCACCUGUACUGCUGGGAAACACUCAGGACAGUCCAAAGAAGUCCACCCCUCCUCAGAGGCCAUCUAGGAAAGAGAAGGAGGUUCGCAGCCGGCCAUCACUCAUUGACCUUCCGUUACCACCCACCCUAGCCGGAAGCGAAUCCUCACCCCCACAGUCCCCAAUCCGCCAGGCUCCUCCGCUACCCCAGCCAGCCCUUAAGAAGAGACCAAAGAUUUGCUGCCCGCGAUAUGGUGAGCGCAAACACACCCAGAGUGACUGGGGCAAACGCUGUGUAGAUAAAUUCGAUAUCAUUGGCAUCAUAGGGGAAGGAACCUAUGGUCAAGUGUACAAGGCCAAGGACAAAGACACUGGGGAGCUGGUGGCUCUGAAGAAAGUGCGUUUAGACAAUGAAAAGGAAGGGUUCCCAAUCACAGCCAUCAGAGAGAUCAAGAUCCUGCGGCAGCUCAAACACCGCAGUGUUGUCAACAUGAAGGAGAUUGUCACCGACAAGCAGGAUGCACUUGACUUUAAAAAGGACAAAGGAGCUUUUUACCUGGUGUUUGAGUACAUGGACCACGACCUGAUGGGCCUGCUGGAGUCGGGCCUGGUCCAGUUCUCCCAUGAGCACAUCCGCAGCUUCAUGCGCCAGCUGAUGGAGGGCUUGGACUACUGCCAUAAGAACAACUUCCUACACAGAGACAUCAAAUGCUCCAACAUACUGCUCAACAACAGAGGUCAGAUCAAACUAGCUGACUUUGGUUUGGCCCGGCUUUACAAUUCAGAGGAAAGUCGGCCGUACACUAAUAAAGUAAUCACACUAUGGUACCGACCCCCCGAACUGCUGCUGGGGGAGGAGAGGUACUCUCCAGCCAUCGAUGUUUGGAGCUGUGGGUGCAUUUUGGGAGAGCUCUUUAAAAAGAAGCCCAUCUUCCAGGCCAACCAGGAACUUCUACAGCUGGAGCUCAUCAGCCGCCUGUGUGGGAGUCCCUGUCCUGCAGCCUGGCCUGACGUCAUCAAACUUCCCCUCUUCAACACCAUGAAACCCAAAAAGCAGUACAGACGGCAACUACGGGAGGAAUUUGCCUUUUUACCUACUCCUGCCCUGGACCUGCUGGACCGAAUGCUGACCCUCGACCCUGCACGGCGCUGCACAUCAGAGCAGGCUCUCCACAGUGACUUCCUUUGUGAUGUGGAGCCCAGCAAGAUGCCGCCGCCAGAUCUCCCUCACCAUCAGGACUGCCAUGAGCUGUGGAGUAAGAAGAGACGGCGUGCACGUCAGAGUGGUGUACCCGAGGAUGUGCCUGUACCCAAAGUGCCCCGUAAAGACACGACAGGAACGUCUAGUGGAGAGAACAGUCGGCCCCAGAGCAGCCCCGCCGGAGCCCCGCCGCCCCCGCCGGGAAAACCACCCUCCACAGCCAACUUAGAGAGUGAGUUGUCAGGCCUGGGAGCUGUUGCAGAGCAGCUGAACCAGACAGAGUUGGCAGUGCUGCUGAACCUCCUCCAGGGACAGACGGAUCUCAGUCUACCCCAGGUAGCCCAGCUCCUCAACCUCUCCAACCCAGAGACUCUCAGCCAGUCGUUGUCUGCCCUCAGUGAGGCCUCUGACCACCAGGGGGCUCAAGAGGACCAGGCCCAGCCUGCUGCCAGGUCCCAGCCACCGGAGCCACCUCCUGAACCCCAGGAGCCGUCGCCGACAUCCGGGGAGCCGCCACUCAGCCAGGAAGACCAGGCCAACCUGCUUGCUCUCAUUUUGGGUCACAUCAUCAAGCCUCAAACCGAAGAGCAAGGCGACGAGAGCAAUGGCGUCCAAUCAGAGGAGGCACUAACGCGCGGUUCGUCCGCCUCUACUACUGAUCGCAAGGAUGGCGCAGUGUCCAAAAAGAAACGGCUUGGCGCCAACCAGGUACCUCCAUCUUGUGAGCAGCGUCCACCCUCUCCACCCGGGCCACCUCCGCCUGCGCCUCACCUUCAGGCCGGUUCAGAAACCCAACCUAGCCAGGACAUCAGCCCCGCCGUGGCAGCCGCGUUGCUCCAGCUCAUCUCUCAGCAGGACUCGGAAGCUGGGGCCUCUCAGAGCAGCAAGGACCCCUCUCCGGCUGUGGACGCCAAGGCCCGGGGACAGCCCCCGCCGCCCUGGGUCGCAGACUCUCCGCCUAAACCUUCUGCUGCAGCUGAGGCCCCAGCAGGACUGGUGACUGCUGCUCCCACCACCGCAGCACAGUUCCCUAAGGACCAGGACCUCCGUUUUUCCCACGGAGCUGCCCGCUGACCCCAAGCCUCCCCCCCAGGGUGAGAUAGACCCAGGUAUCGCCCAGGUAUCAUGGGAUGGCUCCAGCAACCCUGGCCUAAAGGGAAAGGCAGAGGGAGUGAGCAGGUAGUGAAAGCUGAAACAAAGAUUGUGAAGUGAAUGUCUGAAAGAAAGAGAUUAAGGGUCUUUUCAGUUUUGGUCGAGAACAUGGCCGCCCUCUGAACAAGCUGUCAUGUGUUGUGUUGGUGGGACUGGUUGGACCUGGGGUUGGUUCUGACCUAUAACAGUCCAGUUAGGGACAGUCACCACCUCCGGUCCCUUGCUCUUUCCACUCAACUGAAGGUCCUGACUUGAAUGAAGUUUAGCUUCCAAAUUGAGUGCCAUUCAGGUGACACUCAACUUUGAAAGCAGCUGGUCUCCUUAUUUCCCCCCCUUAACAAAUGAUUGUCGUGUCCACUGCAGUGCCCACUUUUAACAAGGUCAUCAGUGCUUUGGGGAAUCAAGUCAUUGUCCGCUGCUCUGUGAUGGAGCGGCGUCUGUGACAGAUAAGCUGAAGCUGAUAUACUGUGUAUGGGUAGAUUUGAGGCUGUGAGCACACUGAUAGGAACACUGGAGGACCUUGAGUUUCCCGCUGAACCUUACUUGCUGGCUAGCUCCCCUGCUUUCAGCUUGUGCCUCCUUUUGUGACCCCGCACCCCCCCCCAGCGACCCCUGAAUGAUCUCGGACUGGUGGGGAAGUUUGGAAGUUUCUGCUUUGGAUGGCACCUACAACAGUGUACAUCUGCAGGACUGCUUUUUUUUUUUUUUAUCUUACGCCAAGGCUGUUCCACAAUAUAUUCCAUCUGUCAUCAACCCAGCUGAUCUGCGCCGCGUUCUCAGCCCACCUAAAGACUUUCCGUCUUUUACAUGCAGCAAACCCCUAUGUUGUAACAAACCUAAGCCUGUAGUGCUCAUGUUAAUGUCAGAGAUAUGAAUUAAACCACUACAUUUUGAUGGACUGCUCCAUGAAACACAAGCUAUCCUGCUAGUCGACGUAUAAAGAUAGAAACAUACAUACACACUCAGAAACUGACUUUUACGGCUUUUUCCUGGUGGGCUCUGAAAGCCUCGUCUGCUCCUCGCCUCCCUGCAAACUUGUGCAGUAAAAGUUUUCUUUUUCUUUUUUUUCUUUUUUUUUUUUUUCUUUUUUUUGGUGCAGUUGUUUUCUACAUAAAGAAAAUGAUACACACUUAAAAAAAAAUGGUCCAUGGUUCUGUUUCCAUUUUUUGCUUUGGAAAACGAAGGGGAGGAGAAAAUGGUUUCAUGUCUGUAAAAAGGAAAAAAAAAUAUUUUGUAAUAUGUGUUUUCUUGGUUCAGUUUAUUAAAGGAAGUUAUGCGACCAGUUGAA